Messenger RNA from Oppiella nova, 843 nucleotides. NCBI's taxonomy places the organism in Eukaryota, Metazoa, Arthropoda, Arachnida, Sarcoptiformes, Oppiidae. The record is from the annotation of a GenBank genome assembly.
AUGGCUGCAACUUUUGAUCGUCUAUCCAAUGGACGGGUUUUGCUCAACCUCGUUACAGGUGGUGAUGAGCAAGAAUUGAAAGGUGAUGGCGUAUACGAAGACCACGCUUCACGUGAAUCAUUUACCUUCCAUGGCGAACGUUUAAGUGUAGAUGAUGCCAAGCUGCUUUAUCCACCGAUUCAAGCGCCUUACCCACCACUCUGGUUUGGGGGCUCUUCUGAAGAUGCGAUUGAAUUGGCUGCUGAGCAAGUUGAUACCUAUUUGACUUGGGGCGAACCACCUGCUGCAGUCAAAGAAAAAAUUGCAGUAGUGAAAGCGAAAGCCGAUGCCAAAGGUCGUCAACUUAAUUAUGGUAUUCGUUUACAUGUCAUUGUUCGUGAGACCAAUGAACAAGCAUGGCAAGCUGCCAAUGAACUGAUCCAAUAUGUAGAUGAUGCGACGAUCGCCGCUGCACAGAAAAAAUUUAAACAAAUGGAUUCCGUCGGUCAGCGCCGUAUGGCUGAGCUACAUAAUGGUGAUCGUAGUAAGCUUGAAGUAUCACCAAAUCUUUGGGCAGGAGUUGGACUCGUUCGUGGUGGUGCAGGUACGGCUUUGGUCGGUGAUCCACAGACUGUUGCAGAUCGUAUUCAAGAAUAUGCAGAUUUAGGCAUCAAUACCUUUAUUUUCUCAGGCUACCCACAUUUGGAAGAAUCUAUUCGCUUUGCUGAACUAGUAUUCCCAUUACUGCCGUUGGAAACACGCAAGAAACUCACGCAACCUAAUUUGACUGGACCAUUUGGCGAAAUCGUUGCCAAUAAUUACACCCCUGAAGAAAAUAAGAAACCAUUACAGGAGCCUGCAUGA